Molecule: messenger RNA, 3409 nt
Organism: Amoebophrya sp. A25
Lineage: Eukaryota; Dinophyceae; Syndiniales; Amoebophryaceae
Source: the annotation of a GenBank genome assembly
CGAUGAUUUAACAACUUGAACCUCUAGCUCCAGCUCCUGCUGGAAGACUUAGACAAGAACCUCCGAAACAUCGUCUCGUUAUAGUUUCCACAAGGUCGGUGUUCCUUUCGUGCUCGUGCAUCCUCGUAUCGGUUUCGCAUGGCUUCCCAAAUUGAAUCGACACAAAAGUCGAAAAAAGCCUGAUGGUCUAUUUCAUCUAGGACAGAAAGAUUCAUCUCAUGUGAAUUUCCGUUCUUCUCUCCCCAAACCAAAAUGAAAAUUACUUAGUCAGAGUUGUAUUAGUAUGUGAAAAAGUAGAAGGUAGUACCUUUGAUUUUGAUGUAUCCCUUGCUUCUUGUUGUCUGGGCAUAUUGAAUUCAUUCCCACCACAACUUCAACUUCCAUCAUCGUAUCAUCAACUUCCAUCAUCGUAUCAUCAUCAUAAAAAAUGCCGCAGCCAACCGCGAAAGAGGUAGCUGAGUUUAUGGCUCAGUUUGAGGUGGGAGGAGGGAAAAAAGCGAAAUCCUUGAACGACGGACCACUGACAGAUACCCAGGUCAAGUUCAAGAAAGCGGUGUACAGUGGACACACACUUGUGGGACCAUGGGAUGAUAAACGGUACUAAAUUGUUAUUGAAUGGCUUGUCAUGAUAAUAAUUUUGAUGAUAGAUAGCUUAUGAAUGUUGAAAAAGAUUAUGAUAAGAAUUUUAUUGAUAGAUAGAAACAUAAAAAAAAACAUAUACAACACUUGUGGUUGUCGGAGCAUGGAGGGAUGAUAAACGAUACUGUUAUGGAGUUCUUUGAGGACGUUUGCGUUGUUAUUUUUCGACUGAAGGCUUCGUAUCUAAAUCUAUCAACUGCUAGGGUUUAGAUUUAUUAUUUCCCCGUUAAGUUAUAAUCUUCUACAACUCCUUACAACAAUUUCGAUCUUCUCUCAUCACUUACUGGAUUAUGCCAUGAACGACCUUCCGCAAAGUUCAUCUGAACCCGACCUCGUGACAAAACAGUAUGGCCCCAGAGUACCAGCACGACGCGCGUAUGCGAAAAUUGUAUCAGUUGCCUGGCAAGAUUGGCGACUGGAGCACGACGUCUGGCGACUACGGUCAUUUUGCUGAAAGAGAUAUGUUAUGGCCCCUUGUUUUAAUCCAUCUCGUCUGUAGAGACAUUUAACAAUCCAUGUCUAGGAGCUCUGUAGGAGAGAUAUUCCUCCAAAAACUGUAUAACUCUGUUGUCGGAGAGAUAUCCCCCAAAAACAGUGUAAAUUUAAUAUCUUCUCGUCAGUGGUAGAGACAUUUCUCAAGAACAGUAACAGUAUAUCGUUGGUGUUGACUCUAGUUGUAGUUCUUGUAUCCUUUUAAUCCAUCUUGUUGACUCUAGUUGUAUGGCUCCUUUUAAUCCAUCUCGUCGUUGUAGGGCUCUAAACGUGCGAGAUAAGCUCACGCGUAUCAGAAACAUCGGCACCUACAAGCGCGAUGACUUGGGCGACCCAGCGGAAUACUACAAAUCUAGUCAGGUAGUUACUUGAAUGCAUUCAUACUUUUCUCCUUCUUGAAUUAGUACGCCUCGAAGAUCAUAGGAUUUGGAAUUCAACGUCCUCAACAUGUGGUUUUUGCGACAUUGUUCAUAACAUUUAGAUUCUCUUCAAUCUCAAUCAAUCAUUCGAUCUCAAUCAAAAUCUCAAAGAAGCCUGAUCUACAACAACAGCGCACUCAUUUCGCGGACCCUGGAGGAGUUGAGAUGCCGCAUUUUGACGUCGGCUUGCCAGAAGAAUUUGUCGAGGAAUAUGCCACUACAUGGUCUAAAACAGAUCCAUACAUGCACCGUUUCGUUAUGGUCGGACUUUUUUACAUGUACACCUCUACUAGGCUAAGUACAAUCAUUAUCAUCAUCACCAUCAAUAUUAACUGUAAUAAUUGAAUACUAAAGAUGACCUUGACCAUAAUAAUGAGUUGUACCUUGUUGUGUCCAUCUUUCUUCUCAGCUGGAGAACCAACGUCUUUUAGUUGUAUUGGCCCGAGUACAUGAAGAAUAGGGACAACUAGGACAUCCACAAAAAACUUAUAAAUAUUAAUUAUCUCCCUUCUGCUCAGUCUGAUCUUUUCGGUUGUAAAUGGAUCAUAGGUACUUGCGUCGUCAGCUAUCGGAUAUGUUCUUUCUCGUUCUUAAUCAUUCUGGCAGUUAUAAAUUAUCUUCUUUCUGCUCAGUAUGAUCUUUUCGGUUGUGUCCUUUUUGUUGUGCCAUAGAAGAUCCACACGGGAAAAGAUAGCGAGAUCGGGGGACCGGGUUGAAUAAAGGUCUAUUCUAAUUUUGACAGUAAAUACGCUGGCGCGUGGUCGGAUAUGGCGGUCGAUAAGCUGCGCCGAGAGGGAAAAUUGGAGGAAGGCGAUCCGGCUAAGGGCCUCUGAGUUUGAUUGAAAAGUAUGUUGUCACGUAAACUCUACAAGUACAACAACAAGAAAUAAAAUAUAGUAUUAAACAACAACAUGAACAUCAUGAGGAAGCCUUUUCUGCAACUAAGCCUACACAUCAUACCAGAGAACGUAGUACUCUAUCAAUAGAAUUUACGUAAUCAACAGUAAAAAAUCAUCACGUAACUCACAUCAAUUGGUAAAAGGAGAAGUAGUAACAUUCACGAUCCUGUUGAUGAACAUGAGUUCAUGUCAUACCAUCUACUCACAUUUCAUGAAUCCAUCUUGCACGACCCACAAAGACCCCCCUUCAUGUCCUAUAAUGCACAUUCUCUUAUUUCUCAUUCGAUACAUGAUUUACAUUUCAUUCUUCGCUAUUACGUUACGGACAUCAACAUCAUGCCAGUGCACAAAAAAAUUCCUAGAAUCUUCUAUCAGACCAAAUAACACGAGACAAGCCUGAACGCAAAAUGCAGAUGCACAGCCAAAUGCAGCUACCGAGAUUUUUGCUUCCGCAAAUUAUUAUAAACGCCACUACAACUACAACAUCUUUCUCUUUGCGCCACCCUUGAUGUGCGACUUUGAAAUUACAAUGAACAAGGUCCAUGUGACGCCCUUCAGCGAUGCUCUUCCACAAUACUGCAAAUAAUCCUGUAGAAGAUAAAGACUUGUUUCAGAAGACUUUCAAUCAUUGCGAGGAAGAUGUCGGUUAAAAAACAGCAAACGUACAACUUGGAUUCAAUACGAGAUGUGAAAAUAAUGAGUUGCAAAAGGUACGUUACAAAACGUGUAACCGACACAAAGACAAAGAAGAAUCGGCGAAGCAUCGUCUUGUUCUGUUUUGUAAUCUUCAUGCUACAGGGAGAUACAUGCAGAUGUUGGAAGUUGCACUAUACCUAAGGUCGAUGUUGCUCUAGAUGAAGCUGCGCCCCACGCGCAUUUUCUGACUACUUUUUGAAGAUUAGAAAUAACUACUACGACGCCCUGAGGCAGUCUGCACUGAAUCUAGUGCGAUAUUUAUUG